AUGGUACCGACACAGAGUAUGGACUAUUGGCCUGGAACAGCACAACACCUCAGCUUUCAUGAUGUACAAAUUGUGAAUGCGAUGUAUAAGUGUAAAGAGAAGUGUGCUAACGUUGAUUGCCCAAAGGGUGCAUUUGUGGGUAAAAACUGCGAAUGUUUCUGCCAAGGACCUAUCAAAGAUCCGGUUCAACGAUGCAACCACCCGAAAGUGUUCUGUGAAGCCCCGGAUAUUGACUUGGACAUCUACUAUGUUUUCUCAGAAGACAGAAAAGCACUGCUGAGAGUUCUGUCUGGAACCUCGUACCCGGACGGAACUGUUCUCAUAGUGGAGGAUCAACGUUGCUCCAAACAUGAAACCGGCAAUUUUACCUGUAAAAACGGCCGAUGGGUAGGCAAUGUUAACUGCAAACCAGAUCGCUGUGUGUACAACACGUCCCGAUACGACUUCACACCGAGCAUUACUGCGGACGAAAGAACGGAAUACGUCAACUCAGGAACAAUCGUGCACGUCAAGUGCGUAUCUCCGAAUGCGAUCCCAGGUUAUGAUUCUGAAUGCACAGAUUCCCUUUGGAUCCCAGAAUUGCCGAAUUGCGAUGCAGCUUUAAAAUGUCCGGAUGUCUCCUACAUUGCGGAUGGCAUAUCUCACCAGGUAAUCUGGAAGAAUCCUGAGAACACAUACCAGAGUGUUAUUAGAUACGGCUGCGACGUAGCGCGAUUAAGUGUAGGAAAAAAAGGACUUGACGUCAUAUUCCUAAUGGACACGUCAUCGAGCUUCGGUCCUGCGUCUCUGGAACUGGCAAAAGAAUUUACGAAAAUGAUUGUCAAUAUCUAUGGAGUUUCAGCUAGUGCUGACGGAGGAAAUGGGACCAGGUUUGCCUUGAUAACGUUCGACCAUUUUGCUAACCUCUUUUUCAACUUGGAUGAUUCAACUGUGAGGAGUGUUGAUGCGGUAAUCAAAAAGAUAAACGAAAUAAAGAGUACAGAUGGUGGAAAAUGUCUUAUAAAUGCACUAGACUUGGCACAUGACAAGAUUUAUUUUCGAAAACUGCAUAGAGAUGUCGCAAGAGAAGUUCCAGACACAAAUCGAGCCGUCUUUAUUUUGACCGAUUCUGCAAUAGACACUUGCCCCAAGACAAUACACUUCAUACGAAGAUAA
Molecule: messenger RNA, 1155 nt
Organism: Dreissena polymorpha
Lineage: Eukaryota; Metazoa; Mollusca; Bivalvia; Myida; Dreissenidae
Exons: 10
Coding region: 1-1155 (384 amino acids)
Source: RefSeq, a predicted model, not a curated record